CCAGAUGACAGGGAGGAAUAUACUUAUUCAAAUCAAUGCCUUGAGACAUGCAUUGGAACGAUGGAAUCAUGUAGUGAACCAUUCAAAUUGGGUUGUUACUGUAGGGAAGGUUUUACGAGAUUUGUCAACGGGUCUUGUGUUCCUCAUGAUUGGUGUCCAUGUCCAGGUGAUAAUGAAAUGUUUAAAUCUGUAAAAUCCUGUCAGGAUGAUUGUUCAGCAUCAGGUAGAUGUAGAUCAGAGGAAUGCUUCAAAGGAUGUCACUGUCGCAACGGGUUUGUGAGAGUUGACGGAAGAUGCGUUACAGAAGCUGAGAAUUCCUGCCCGAGGAAUGAACAUUUCAAAUGCGGUAGAAGGUGUGAGGAAGAUUGCAACCUGGGAGAUGUGGAUGAAUGCCGACGCAGAACAUGUGUCGAUGGAUGCUACUGCAACGACGGCUACUUGAGAAUUAAUGGAGUUUGUGUUCAUGUUGAGCAGGCAGAACCGCUCUGCAAUUGCCCUCCAGGACAGAAGUUUACAUGCAAGAGUGAUUGCUUGGAGUCUUGUUACGAAUUUCCAGGCGAUUGCGACGAGAGCGAUUGCCGCUGGGGCUGCCAUUGCCCGAAUGAUGUCCUCAAACGCCAACGAGGUGACUGCAUCAAUGUAAAUCAAUGCGAUUGCAACAGAAAUGAGGAACCACGAAAUGGGAGACUUUGUGAUGAAAGCUGCUCAAUGAGUUCCCGGGAAUGUCGCUUGUCUGGCCAAUCAACAGGACGAAAAUGCUUCUGUGCCUCCGGAUAUUGUCGUGAGAAUCGCGGUGAUCAAUGUCGGAGGAAUUAAGAAUUGAAUUCCUUUUAAGAAAUUACCCCAAUAAAGAACUUAAUCUAAUACAGAACUUAAUCAAAAUAAAAUUUAUUCCAUUCAGGAAUAAAUUUUUGAUAUUUACUAAUUUUUAAUAAUUUCAUUGAACUCUCGUAAACUAAUAAUAAUAAAUUGUCCAAAAGAAGAAAA
Lutzomyia longipalpis is the source of this 987-nucleotide messenger RNA. Its product is annotated as von Willebrand factor-like. The record is from RefSeq and is a predicted model, not a curated record. The transcript has a single exon. Bases 61 to 816 code for a protein of 251 amino acids. NCBI's taxonomy places the organism in Eukaryota, Metazoa, Arthropoda, Insecta, Diptera, Psychodidae.